Cuscuta epithymum is the source of this 2465-nucleotide messenger RNA. Lineage: Eukaryota; Viridiplantae; Streptophyta; Magnoliopsida; Solanales; Convolvulaceae. The record is from the annotation of a GenBank genome assembly.
UAAGUGCAAAAGAAAACUUUCUCUAAUAUCUGAUUGAGACUUGAAAAUAGUCCAAAAAAACAUCCUUCGUCGUUGUUCGACUCAUCGGCUUAGUCUUCCAAAGCUCUAGGAUCUGAUCAAAAGAGAAGUCUAAAGAGCCUUAACCACUUCAAAUCUGUGUGAUUGUGAUUUAAGUUGAAAAUAAUGAUAUCCCAUACGCUUCAUUGCUCAAAUGUUCAGGUCAUUUACACGCGUUUUUUCUUUGCUCUUUUAUCAAUUAAUUUAUUGAGUUGUUCCCGAUUUUAAGUGAAAAGUUUUGAUUGUUACCUGAUUUCAUAUUUCCAAGAUUGAGUAUUUUGUAUCGAGAAAAUUACCGGUUGAUGAAAUUCAACAAGUAAGAUGUGUUUUUGUAGUUAUUACUAUUGCUAUAUCAGUUCGCUUCUGUGAUUCAAUGAAAUUAUAGCUUCUAUUUCCUUCGUCUUACAUCCAAACAAUGGAAUUUCGCGUCUCAUUGCAUUAGACUGACUUUGUUAUUAUCUGAAUGUUAUUUACGGGGUUACAAAUUUCAGUCAUUCUAACUCUAUUGUUUAAUGACUUUAAUCUCAAAACCGAUUUCUUUUGCACUAAUUGAUGAAAGAAAAUCUUAUAUUUUAAAGUCCUACGGGUUUGAAUGGAUUUCGUGUUUAAAGCUGGAUUAUUUUCCACUGAGGAAUUAACCAAUUGAUGAAGAGCUACUAUAUCCAAAAGUUGGAGGGGCAGUCUUUCAUGAAAUAAAAGCUUCAAUUAAGUUUGUUUUUUGUUGUUCUGUACUUCUGUGUUUGGACUAAGGCUAUGAUGUUGUUGUUGUGUUUGGACUAUUUAUCAUCAAUAGAAAAUUUUGCUAGUAGUUCUAACUUAUAUGUGAUAUAGUAUUUCCAGGGAAAGAAAGUGAAGCUGGGAGAUGAUCCAAAUAAUGAAUCAGUAGCACCUAACAUUUUGAAGGAAGCCAAUAAUGACAUAUUAUUGGAGAUAUUUCUUCGUCUUCGCAAUUGUCGAUCUGCUAUCCUAUGUGGGGUCGUCUCUCCCCGUUGGCAUUCUUUGAUAUCUCACUGUCACUUCAUUCGAAGAUUCAUUGCCCAACAUCAGGAGCUCCCGGACCGCUAUCCGUUGCCCUACACCAUCAUAUUUCAUAAAGCUGAGAAAAAUAACUCGUUGGUGCCCCCAUAUUUUAAUCCCAUUUGCAGGUUAUUAUCUAAAGAGUCAAAUUUUCUCCAUCACCAUGAAGAGGCGGCUGCAACAUGCAGUAGUAGUAGUUCCUAUUUGGACUUCUUGCCUUCACCAGUGACAAUAAGAGCAUCAUGUAAUGACUUGUUGCUUGUGUCCCCUGGUCCACGUUGUUCGGAUGUUCUCUAUGUUUGCAAUCCAACCACGAAAGAAUUUUAUCAGCUACCUAAGGACCACAAAAUAUUUGAUCAUUCCAAUGUUGGGCAUGCACUAGUAAUUGGUAAUAGCGAAAAACAAUCUAACCACCACUUCAAGGUAGUAAUAUUCCGUCAUCCCCACCCUUAUUCAGAACACCCUGAUACCCUCCAGACUAUGGCAGUAUUUUGUUCAAAGUCUGGAAAGUGGAAGAAAAGAAACACUUUGUAUCCUACACCAAUGGUGCCAUGUUUCUGCUCUGCUCUAGAUGUGGUGACAUGCAAUGAAAUUUUUUUUUGGCUGGAGUGCACACAGGAUGUGAACAGAGUUAUUUCAUCAGAUUUGCGGGAAAGACGAUGUGGUAUCAUCGACUUCCCUAACGAUUUUUGGUGGUUUAGAUUGCAGCAAAAUUCAUCUGUCCGUCGUGUCAAACAACAAAUUGGAGCAGUGGAUGGAGAGUUGAGGUUAUUACAAGUUGUGCUGUUGACAUGCACAAACAAGAAAAAAGUGACUGUUAAUUUGAAGGUUUGGAAAUUGAGUUCUUCAUGGGUUUUGGUUCACGAUAAGAGGUACCCGAAAAGGCCGAACCAUGAGAAGCUGUUAGUUGCGCCUCCAUUUCUUCAUCCAACCAAUGGCGAUGUGGUUUUUGUGGUAUGGGGUAAAAGUAUUUUUCAGUAUAGUCUUAUGGAGGAUGUGUGUGAAUUGAUUCAUGAGCUUCAAGAGCCCGUAAACUUAAAAACAACAAGGGUGAUAUCAUUUCCUCUUGUCCAUCCAAUUUGGCCAACAAAGCUUCCUUCUAUGAUGUCUUUCUCAUAUUAGUAUUGCUUGAGUUUCAACCAUCAUAUUUAUCAUUGUUAGUAUGGAUAGAAACCUGAUUCUUCCGUUACUGCAGGAUGGAUAAUGCUUAACAAUGAAACUAAUUUUUAAAGGUGAUUUUGUGCUCAUUCAAAUUAUUGCAUUUUUCUUACCCAAACAAACAUAUUUUUUGUGAGUGGUUUUCGAUCUGAUCUUAACCCAUGGUUUUGAUGUCUAUAUGUAUGCACAUUGUACUCUAAUAGAAUGGUGUAAAUGUCCACGAGUUUGUCUUG